Archocentrus centrarchus (flier cichlid) is the source of this 3048-nucleotide messenger RNA. RefSeq names its product Raf-1 proto-oncogene, serine/threonine kinase a (gene raf1a). The transcript is spliced from 17 exons. Gene Ontology annotation, biological process: protein phosphorylation; MAPK cascade. The record is from RefSeq and is a predicted model, not a curated record. Bases 1 to 2013 code for a protein of 670 amino acids. Gene Ontology annotation, cellular component: cytosol; mitochondrion. Lineage: Eukaryota; Metazoa; Chordata; Actinopteri; Cichliformes; Cichlidae. Gene Ontology annotation, molecular function: MAP kinase kinase kinase activity; ATP binding.
AUGGCGCACCUUCAGGGAGUGUGGAAGAGCCUGAGCAACGGUUUCGGAAUGAACGACCCUCCGUUUGAGGGCCCCUGCCUUUCUCCGACCAUAGUCCAUCCCUGCCAGCGUCGCUCUUCAGAUGACAGCAAGAUGCCCGACUCCAAGGCUAGCAGCACUAUCCGUGUCUACCUCCCAAACCAGCAACGCACUGUGGUAAAUGGGCGACCAGGUAUGACUCUCUACCACUGCUUGAUUAAAGCACUGAGGGUGCGGGGCCUGCAGCCUCAGUGCUGCGCGGUCUUCAGGCUGCAUCCAGGACAGGGGAGUAGAAAAUUACGGAUGGAUUGGAAUACUGAUUCCUCUUCACUGAUUGGGGAAGAGCUGCAGGUGGAGGUUUUAGAUCACGUCCCCUUGACGACACAUAAUUUUGUUCGGAAAACAUAUCUGAAACUAGCGUUCUGUGAUAUUUGCCAGAAGUUUCUUUUGAAUGGUUUCCGUUGCCAAACAUGUGGCUACAAAUUCCAUGAGCAUUGCAGCACCAAAGUGCCCACGAUGUGUGUGGACUGGAUCAAUAUCAGACAACUCCUAUUGUGUCAAACGCCUGGUGAGAGCAAUGCCCCGUCCGUGCCGCCACCUUCAUCUCGGCGUAUGAGAGAGUCUUUAACGCGGUUUCCAAGCUCAGCCUACCGGUAUUCUACCCCUCAUGCCUUCAACUACACACCACCCACUGGUGGUGGUCUCUCCCAGAGGCAGCGCUCCACUUCUACACCGAACGUCCACAUGGUUAGCACUACUCUGCCUGUGGACAGCAGUAUGAUUGAGCUAGACUGCCUGAAUACCUCCCCCAGCUCCUGGUGCCAUAGAUUCUGGCUGAAGAGGAAAGUAGGUAUUGUGCACUUCUCCCAGUCUUUUGUUGAGGCCUCACCUGAGAGUCCAGAAAAGGAUGCAAUGCGUGAUCAUGACUCAGCGGGGAGUUCACCCAACCAGAGUCCUACAGGCUGGACCCAGUCCCAGUCCAAACCCCCUGCACCUGCCCAGCGAGAGAGGGCCCCAUCCUUCAACACUCAGGAGAAAAAUAAAAUAAGGCCUCGCGAUAAGCGGGACUCCAGUUACUACUGGGAGAUUGAGGCCAGUGAGGUUUAUCUGCACUCACACAUCGGUUCUGGCUCCUUUGGAACUGUGUUCAAAGGAAAAUGGCAUGGUGAUGUAGCAGUGAAGAUUUUAAAGGUGACAGAUCCUACACCAGAGCAGUUCCAGGCAUUCAGAAAUGAAGUGGCAGUCCUCAGGAAAACACGACAUGUUAACAUCCUGUUGUUCAUGGGCUACAUGACUAAGGACAACCUGGCCAUUGUGACGCAGUGGUGUGAGGGUAGCAGCCUCUACAAACACAUUCAUGUCCUGGAGACAAAUUUUAAGAUGAUCCAGCUCAUAGAUAUUGCCAGGCAGACUGCUCAGGGCAUGGACUAUCUUCAUGCAAAGAACAUCAUUCACCGUGACAUGAAAUCAAACAAUAUCUUCUUGCAUGAAGGGCUAACAGUAAAAAUUGGGGACUUUGGUCUUGCUACGGUGAAAGCAAGGUGGAGCGGUUCACAUCAGGUGGAGCAACCUUCUGGAUCCAUUCUUUGGAUGGCUCCUGAAGUUAUGCGGAUGGAGGAUAACAAUCCCUACAGCUUCCAGUCUGAUGUCUAUUCCUAUGGAAUUGUUCUCUUUGAGCUCAUGACAGGAGAGCUCCCAUAUUCCCAGAUAGGAAAUAGAGAUCAGAUUAUCUACAUGGUGGGAAGAGGCUAUUUGUCUCCAGACCUCAGUAAGCUCUACAAGAACUGCCCUAAAGCCAUGAAAAGGUUGGUGGCUGACUGUAUCAAGAAGUCCAAGGACGAGAGGCCACUGUUUCCACAGAUCUUGUCCUCCAUUGAGCUUCUCCAGCAUGCCCUCCCUAAGAUAAACCGCAGUGCCUCAGAACCGUCCCUGCACAGAGCCACUCACACUGAGGAUAUUAAUGCCUGUACUCUGACCAGAGUGCCUGUUUUUUAGUGGCUCAGACAGCACUACCCCUCCUCCUCUGCUUACGCUUAGCCGCCGCCUCCUCCUCCUCCUCAAACAUUCAGUAUUCCCAAAUUCUCUCCAUAAAGAUGCUAACAUAGAUUGACAGACACACAUCCAAUCAUACAAAUCAUACAUACAUGUUAAUCAAUAAAUUAUGUAAGAAAAAGGAGAGAGGGAAGUGCAUUUGUAAGGGAUUGAGUAAUGUUGGAUUACAUUUUGAUGUACACAUGAAGAGGCGGGCAUACGAUACAUCAAGGUGAUGCCUUAGUUAUCGCCAUAUAUAUUUUAAAUGUAUGCCGGUGUUUCAUGCUGGCAUUGUUUGGUAUAACUUGUAAAUAAAUGCACGCACACCUACCUAAGACAACCAUGAAUGGACCUUGAAGAAAGCUCAAGACAGAUGUCUCUUGAUUUGGGCUCUGUGAUGUGAAGCCUGUCCUCCUAUCAGAAUGUCCUGUUCUCUGAUGAAAAGGACUUUUUAAGCUUACCUGCCUUAAGAGGAAAUGAAGCCUGGAUUAAGAUCCUGCACAACUUCAGCACCUCCUGUUAUCACAAAGCGGUUGGAUGUAGUCCAUUUAGUUGCACAGUAGUAGUUGAUUUUGCAUUGUCUUAAAUGAUAAUGGAGUAGAUGUGGGGAAUUCUUUUUGUCUUUGUUUUUUGUUGUUUUUGACUUCUUUUAAUUGUCUUUUAUUUGGGGGGUCCUUUUGGAUGACUUAUAGCCUGUCAGACAGCUAGCAUAAGUGAUGAUGGGUACAUGCACAUUUUUAAAGGAAAAAUGAUGGUUUCAGCAGUCUGCACAAAGGUUUCAUACCUCUGAGUAAACAGAUACCCACACGUCCUAUCAGUUCUUACAUUGUUAGGUUAUCAUGAGCUGGACAUUAGGCAGUUGUCUUAAAUAUUUAAAAUUCUUUGGAAACUAAUUUGUAUUUGGUUACCAUGUCACUUUCAGGCAGUUAAAUGUUUUGUUGUGAACUUGGUGAGAAAGUUGUUUAUUCAAUAUUUUAAUAAAAAUUAAGUUAAAUUCAA